AUGAGGAAACAAGAAAUCAGACAGUCUAAACAACUGGUGGAGAUGAUAACCGUCAAAAUUAUGAAAUGUCACCAUCAAUUCUCAUCUGGACACACAAGAAAACAAAUUGCAUCUGAUCUGAAGAAUAUACUGAAGAAAACAAUGCUAGCGAAACCACAGCAUACAGCAGCUACAAUUGAAGAGGGAAAAUCAGCUCAAACUCCAAAACAAAACAUAGGAGAACACAGUGAUUCAGUGAUGCCACCUCCACGUGGGUCCCACUGUCUGCCGAAAGUGGAGCGUGAGAACACGCGCUUGGAGCAUUCGAAAUUCAAUACACAAGAAAGCAAAUCAAUUAUUACAUCGAAGGCCAAGUAG
Sphenostylis stenocarpa is the source of this 357-nucleotide messenger RNA. The record is from the annotation of a GenBank genome assembly. NCBI's taxonomy places the organism in Eukaryota, Viridiplantae, Streptophyta, Magnoliopsida, Fabales, Fabaceae.